This is a messenger RNA of Eublepharis macularius, 2005 nucleotides long. RefSeq names its product inositol-3-phosphate synthase 1 (gene ISYNA1). Gene Ontology annotation, molecular function: inositol-3-phosphate synthase activity. Bases 129 to 1805 code for a protein of 558 amino acids. NCBI's taxonomy places the organism in Eukaryota, Metazoa, Chordata, Lepidosauria, Squamata, Eublepharidae. Gene Ontology annotation, biological process: phospholipid biosynthetic process; inositol biosynthetic process. The record is from RefSeq and is a predicted model, not a curated record. The transcript has 11 exons. Gene Ontology annotation, cellular component: cytoplasm.
CCAGCUGGAGGCUCCCGCCCGCUCGCCGGCGCCAACUGCAGCGCGCCUUCCUGGAGACCCGCGGCGGCGGCGGCGGCGCAGAGAGCAGCGGGGGCCCCGGGAGCGCUCCGGCGGGCAGAGCACACACCAUGGCUACUUCAUUUGUGGUAGACAGCCCCAACGUCACCUACACUCCAGAGUUCAUUGAGGCCAAAUACAGCUACAGCGCUACUCAGGUGUGCCAGGAGGAGGGCAUCACUAAGGUGAAGCCCUGCUCCACUGCACUCACCUUCCGCACGGAGAGGAAUGUUCCGAAGCUGGGUGUAAUGCUGGUUGGCUGGGGUGGGAACAACGGCACCACAGUGACCGCAGCCGUCUUGGCCAAUCGACUGGGGCUCUCCUGGAUGACUAAGACAGGCACUAAGCAUGCCAACUAUUAUGGGUCCCUCUUACAAGCCUCCACCGUGUCCCUGGGCACUGGCCCAUCCGGAGAAGUUUACAUUCCCUUCCGGGACCUCCUCCCGAUGGUUCAUCCCAAUGACAUCGUCUUCGAUGGGUGGGACAUCUCUUCCAUGAACCUGGCAGACGCCAUGCAGAGAGCCCAGGUCUUGGACUGGCCACUACAGCAGCAACUCCGGCCGUUUAUGGAGGGCCUGAAGCCUCGCUCGUCCAUCUACAGCCCUGAGUUUAUUGCCGCCAACCAGGAGACAAGGGCAGACAACAUCCUGACGGGGACCAAGGCUGAACAGAUGGCUCAGGUCCGCCGUGACAUUCAGGACUUCAAGAGCUCUAAUGGCAUAGACAGAGUAAUCGUUCUAUGGACAGCCAACACAGAGCGGUUUUGUGACAUGCAGCCUGGUGUGAAUGACACAGCGACCCACCUGCUGCAGGCCAUUGAGCAUGGCCUAGAGGUGUCGCCUUCCACCCUGUUUGCUGUGGCCAGCAUCCUGGAGGGCUGUGCCUACAUUAAUGGCUCCCCACAAAACACCUUUGUGCCGGGGGUUGUGGAGCUCGCUGUUCAGAGAGGUGUCUUCAUCGCAGGUGAUGACUUCAAGUCUGGCCAAACAAAGCUCAAGUCUGUCCUGAUGGAUUUCCUGGUCAGCUCGGGGCUUAAGCCUGUCUCUAUUGUCAGCUAUAACCAUCUGGGCAACAAUGAUGGCUGCAACCUCUCGGCACCAGCGCAGUUCCGCUCCAAGGAGGUCUCCAAGAGAAGCGUGGUCGAUGACAUGGUGCAGUCCAACCCCAUCCUAUAUGGGCCUGGGGAGCAUCCGGACCACUGUGUGGUCAUCAAGUACGUGCCCUACGUAGGUGACAGCAAGCGGGCCCUGGAUGAAUACACGUCCGAGAUCGCUUUGGGGGGCACCAACACCAUUGUCAUACACAACACCUGUGAGGACUCGCUGCUGGCCGCUCCCAUCAUCUUGGACCUGGUGAUCCUUGCCGAGCUCUGCCAACGGAUCCGGGUAGCGGUUGAAGGCGAGACGGAGCCGCAGCCCCUUCAUAGUGUCUUGUCGCUGCUUGGCUUCCUCUGCAAGGCCCCCCUUGUGCCUGAAGGCACCCCUGUGGUGAACGCCCUUUUCCGCCAGCGGGCUGCUAUUGAAAACCUCUUCAGGGCUUGCGUGGGGCUCCCACCCCAGAACCACAUGCUCUUGGAGUACAAGACACGGCAGGCUUGGGGCUGCACCAAGCAUCUCCGCUCCUCUUCCAUGGUGGCUUGGCCUGCUUCUCUCCAAAAGACGGCCUCCCACCUGAACGGCUUCUUGUGCCCCUCAGAAAGCAACAGACAUGUGCCCUGCGAUGCCCAGAGUCACCUCUUUGAAAAGUAGCUGUACCGUGCCCCUGGCUCGCCCCAGACUGGGCACAGGGCAUACUUGCUGACUGGAUUGUACCUUUUUCUGCUCUUUUUUUUUUCUACUGAGGUGGUUUUUGAAGGGAAGGAAUAGUGUUGGCAGAAUAACUUUCUCCAUUUUGAAUGACAUUUAAUUCAAAAGCUGAGAAUGUUCAAGUCUGAAAUAAUAAAACAUGG